AUGAAUGUGGUUGUAGACCAUACUAGAAAGUGCAGGACUUUCUGCUGGGAUCUCAGAUAUAAUAAAGCUUUGCCUAGCAAAUGCUGGUGUACAGGAAACAUGAACUUCUUCCUAAGUGCACCUGUUCAUGAUGGAUACAAGAUCAUUAAACAUUUUCACAGUUUUCCAGUGUGCUUAAUCGUGGAAGUCACAUCAUAUGUGUUGGUGGGACGGGACCCUGAUGGACUGACUUCAAGUGGAGAAGACGUGAAAGGCUUUGGCAUGAGUCAAACCUCAACCAACAAGAUACACCAGUGUUCCUACUGUGGCUACUCCACUCCCAAGUAUGCUCACUAUGCAGUCCAUUUGCGAACUCAUACAGGAGAGAAGCCUUACGUCUGUCCUUGCUGUCCAUUUCGCUGCACACAGAGCGGCAAUCUCAAAAUUCAUCUUCGAACUCACACUGGAGAGAAACCAUAUUCUUGCCAUUACUGUCCAUUCCGCUGUACCCAGAAAAGCAAUCUCAAGAUACAUCUACGCACCCACAAUGGAGAAAAGCCAAACGGUUACCAGUGUUGUGAUGAAGGAUUAGUAGUGCCUCAUGAACAGCUGAUUUGA
This is a messenger RNA of Penaeus vannamei (Pacific white shrimp), 597 nucleotides long. The record is from RefSeq and is a predicted model, not a curated record. Lineage: Eukaryota; Metazoa; Arthropoda; Malacostraca; Decapoda; Penaeidae.